Messenger RNA from Anopheles stephensi (Asian malaria mosquito), 2052 nucleotides. RefSeq names its product lactosylceramide 4-alpha-galactosyltransferase-like. The record is from RefSeq and is a predicted model, not a curated record. Gene Ontology annotation, biological process: glycosphingolipid biosynthetic process. Gene Ontology annotation, molecular function: alpha-1,4-N-acetylgalactosaminyltransferase activity. The transcript is spliced from 2 exons. Bases 152 to 1222 code for a protein of 356 amino acids. NCBI's taxonomy places the organism in Eukaryota, Metazoa, Arthropoda, Insecta, Diptera, Culicidae.
CAGUUCUGGCAUUGUUUAUGUUAUUUACCCAAAAUCGCACCAUUUACCCCCUCAGCAAUGUGAGAUGUAACUAAUUUGCAUUUACCGUAUCAUCACACACCGGGGCUAGGGUCGCAAAGUUUGCAACCGGUGCCACGCGAAACCACGCCCGAUGUCUUACUGGCUGCAGCCGAAACGAUACCGACGCCGAAUCGUGCUGGGCUUGCUGUGUUUUGCCAGUGCCGUCUACAUCCUGUACAGCUGGAUCCCGAACACACCGAUACACAACUGCUUCCAGGCCGUCCAUCUCGGUGCCGACGGUCUCGACGAUACGCUGCUGCAGGAUGUGCAACAGUCCAUCCCACAGCCCACCGACGAUGGGCGAAACAUUUUCUUCCACGAAACGUCCUGCACGAAGGACGGUGAGGUGAGGCUAAACGCACGCCAGGCAUGUGCAAUCGAAUCGGCAGCCCGUGCCAAUCCGGCGUGGAACAUUUACGUACUGUUUGCUGCACCGGUCGGAUUUCGGAACCGAACGGCCCAACCGGUACUGGAUGCGUUGCUCGAGUACCGAAACGUACAUCUGCGGUACGUGAACUUGACGACGUACGCGGCCGAAACACCGCUGGAAGAGUGGAUGGAAAGUGGGGAAAUAUAUCGGUCGCUGUACAUGAACUCGCAUCUGUCCGAUGUGAUGCGCUACCUGACCCUGUACAAGUACGGUGGUACGUACCUGGAUCUGGAUGUGAUUGUGCAGCAGCCGUUCGAGAAGCUAGAGCCGAACUAUGCCGGCGCAGAGUCGGUCCGGUGGGUUGCUGCCGGUGUGAUAAACUUCGAACCGAAAGGGCAUGGUCACGAGCUGGCGGAUAUGUGCGUAAGAGAUCUGCUAGCCAACUUUAACGGGAAGGAUUGGGGCAACAAUGGACCCGGAGUAAUAACGCGCGUACUGCAAAAGUACUGCCACACCCGGUCGACGGUGCACAUGACGCGGGAACGGUGCCGGCACUUUACCGUGUACCCAAUCAGCUCAUUCUACGCCAUCGGUUAUGAAGAUUUUAAGCAAUUUUUCGAAGAACAGUACCUCGAACAGGCACUCCUGACGCUUAACCAAUCGAUCGUGGUGCACGUGUGGAACAAAUUUAGCAAGAGCCAUCCGGUGCAGGUUGGAUCGCGGGUCGCGUACGGUGUGCUAGCGGAACGCCACUGUCCAAAGGUGUAUCGAUCGUGCGGAACCGUUUUCUAAACCCCCUUCAUUUUGGCGUGCUACAUUCGUGUUGUUUGUAACAUACUCAGAAAGCUUUACUGUUGUUAGCCAGGUACUAAUGCAAACGGGCUGAGAUUGCAUUUUGACUCCGCCGGUGCCGAAUACUUUACAACCACUCUCGAACAAACACCCCAAAUCUCGUUUAGUUUGUUCAAUCAAAUUAGUGUGAUGAAACAUAUCAACCAGCUACACAAUGUUCGAUUGUGCAAUUCGCACUUGCAGAGGCUCAAUUGCGUUGUAAGAAAAGCAGCUUUACUUAAACUCACAUCACAAUAUUUAUUUAUCAUUUUCGUUACAUCACACCGUCGAUUGAAUGCAUUUUUUUUUGAGUAUUAGUAGCAAACCCGUGCUACACUUCAUCGUUGAAUUCAUAAUACCUUGUUUAAGAAGUUUUUGUUUUGCAUGAAUUUAUACAAAAAUACGAUCGUCGAUCGAGUUCGGUAACGCUUUAACAUUCCGCAAUUUUGUUUUGCCUCUUGCAGGCCAAUCGUUGUGAAAAGAAAAGGGAUAAAACUUUUCUUACCCGCUAGACUAUUGCAUUCAAACAAUCCGGCUGUUAUCGUAUUUUUUUCUCCUCCUUCUGUGUAUUUCAAAUACACCCUUAUCGGACAGUUGAAGUCCCGAAUACUCAACAUCACAUUAACGUCAUCAUCAGCAUCAUCAUGGUCGGGUUGUCUGUGUGAUUAGCUUGGAAAUUUUGUGGUGAUCAAACAAUGACCAACAGGAAUGCAAUAUUUAAACAGCAACCGGUGCGCGAGACUAACCCAGAAGAACAAAUAAAAUAAUUGUUAUCGAUCGAUAGUUUGUAA